Microstroma glucosiphilum is the source of this 1009-nucleotide messenger RNA. RefSeq lists its product as hypothetical. Gene Ontology annotation, cellular component: mitochondrial ribosome; mitochondrial large ribosomal subunit. The coding region runs from base 52 to 906 and encodes 284 amino acids. NCBI's taxonomy places the organism in Eukaryota, Fungi, Basidiomycota, Exobasidiomycetes, Microstromatales, Microstromataceae. The record is from RefSeq and is a predicted model, not a curated record. Gene Ontology annotation, molecular function: structural constituent of ribosome. Gene Ontology annotation, biological process: mitochondrial translation. The transcript has 2 exons.
GCACACGGUAUCAUCAUCAUCACCAUCACCUACCAACUACCCACGCUGACCAUGUCCUUUCGUCUGGCAUCGUCAUCGGCUUCGGCCGCAGCCUCAACGUCUGUCUCAUCCGCCUCGUCGUCCGCCAUCAGACAGCCUCCCAGCAGACUCCUCUCUGCCUCUGCACGGCUACUACAGGCACCCACUCCACCACCCACCCUGCCCCGCUCUCACUUCCUCGCCAAGACACCCGCACCGCGUACCACCCUCGAGGCCUACCGUCGCUACCCUAACCACCCUCUCAACGCUUUCUUCCAGAUCAAGAAGACGACUCUCCCUAGUGCCGACUCGACCGACGGUACCUCUUCCGCCUCGGCAGGCGAGGAAGUUUCCCUCCCCGUCUCCCUCGUACCAGAAGACAUCGGUAAAGACUCCUCCCGCCGCUCCUGGAUGGCUCCCGAGCUCCGUCGCAAGUCGAGUGUAGAGCUUCAUCAGCUCUGGUACGUCUUGCUGAUGGAGAUGAAUAGGAUGGGGACGAAAUGGGAAGAGAUUAGGAGAAAUGGAGUGAGGGAUCUGGCUUUGCAGAAUGAUACAAAUGUCAGGACGAGGAUGCUCAAGCUCAAGAGCUCCAUGGGCCGCAUCAAGCUCGUACUAAACGAACGUCGCCUCGCCCUCCUCUCUGCUCGCUCAACCCACCACGCCCAACUCGCCCUCGCCGAGCGUCGGGCAGCCGAAGCCGCACUCAAGGCGGCCAUGGACGCAGAGACGGAAGAAAGACACAGACUUGAGGACAUUGCUUUUGAGAAGAUGAGACAGGAAGCGGCAGAUGCUGAGGAGUUUAGUAUGGGUGGAGAGGAGAGUGCGGGUAAGGAGGGGGUGCAGGUUGGGGCUGCGACUCAGAAGGGCAAGUACAAUGAGAGGUGGUAAAGCUGAAUGCAGGAUCAGGAGCAGCUCUCUUUACCGUUUCAUCCUUUGGGCGAGCUCACUACCAAUGCAGAAAACUCAACAAGAGAAUAGUAUUACGCAUGAC